UGGGGUUGUGGCGGUACUGCGGGUGACAACGGUCAAUAAUGAAGGUGGCUGCGGCGCGGCAGCGGACUCAGCUGCGCCGGGCGGGGGCGGCGCCGGGACCGCGCCUGUAGGACCUCGGGGCCGGCGCGGCGAGAUGGGGCCCCGGCGCGGGGAGUGAGGCGAGCGCGACGGCGAGCGGAACUUCAGCCGGAGGGGCUCUCCUGCUUCCCCCUCUGGCUCUUCGGCCUCCACCUGCAGCCCCUCGGCCCCCGCGUCCCGCGGGACCGGGACGGCAACGGCGGGGGCAUGUGGCGCUGGGUCCGGCAGCAGCUGGGUUUUGACCCACCACAUCAAAGUGACACAAGAACUAUUUACAUAGCCAACAGGUUUCCUCAGUAUGGCCUUUACACACCUCAGAAAUUUAUAGAUAACCGAAUCAUUUCAUCUAAGUAUACUGUGUGGAAUUUUGUUCCAAAAAAUUUAUUUGAACAAUUCAGAAGAGUGGCAAACUUUUAUUUUCUUAUUAUAUUUUUGGUUCAGCUUAUGAUUGAUACACCUACCAGUCCAAUUACCAGUGGACUCCCGUUAUUCUUUGUGAUAACAGUAACAGCCAUAAAGCAGGGAUAUGAAGAUUGGUUAAGACAUAACUCAGAUAAUGAAGUAAAUGGAGCUCCUGUUUAUGUUGUUCGAAGUGGUGGCCUUGUAAAAACUAGAUCAAAAAACAUUCGGGUGGGUGAUAUUGUUCGAGUAGCCAAAGAUGAAAUUUUCCCUGCAGAUUUGGUGCUUCUGUCCUCAGAUCGACUUGAUGGUUCUUGUCACGUUACAACUGCUAGCUUGGAUGGAGAAACUAACCUGAAGACCCAUGUGGCAGUUCCAGAAACAGCAGUAUUACAGACAGUUGCCAAUUUGGACACUCUUAUAGCUGUGAUAGAAUGUCAGCAACCAGAAGCAGACUUGUACAGAUUCAUGGGACGAAUGAUAAUAACUCAACAAAUGGAAGAAAUUGUAAGACCUCUGGGGCCAGAGAGUCUCUUGCUUCGUGGAGCCAGAUUAAAAAACACAAAAGAAAUUUUUGGUGUUGCUGUGUAUACUGGAAUGGAAACUAAGAUGGCAUUAAAUUACAAGAGCAAAUCACAGAAACGAUCUGCAGUAGAAAAGUCAAUGAAUACAUUUUUGAUAAUUUAUCUAAUAAUUCUUAUUUCUGAAGCCAUCAUCAGUACUAUCUUGAAAUAUACAUGGCAAGCUGAAGAAAAAUGGGAUGAACCUUGGUAUAACCAAAAAACAGAACAUCAAAGAAAUAGUAGUAAGAUUCUGAAAUUUAUUUCAGACUUCCUUGCUUUUUUGGUACUCUACAAUUUCAUCAUUCCAAUUUCAUUAUAUGUGACAGUUGAAAUGCAGAAAUUUCUUGGAUCAUUUUUUAUUGGCUGGGAUCUUGAUCUCUAUCAUGAAGAAUCAGAUCAGAAAGCUCAAGUCAAUACUUCUGAUCUGAAUGAAGAACUUGGACAGGUCGAGUAUGUGUUUACAGACAAAACUGGUACACUGACCGAAAACGAGAUGCAGUUUCGGGAAUGUUCAAUUAAUGGUAUAAAAUACCAAGAAAUCAAUGGUAGACUUGUAUCUGAAGGACCAACACCAGACUCUUCAGAUGGAAACUUAUCUUAUCUUAGUAGUUUAUCCCAUCUUAACAACUUAUCCCAUCUUGCAACCAGUUCCUCUUUUAGAACCAGUCCUGAAAAUGAAACUGAACUAAUUAAAGAACAUGAUCUCUUCUUUAAAGUAGUCAGUCUCUGUCACACUGUGCAGAUUAGCAGUGUUCAGACUGAUGGAAUUGGUGAUGGUCCCUGGCAAACCAACCUUGCACCCUCCCAGUUGGAGUACUAUGCAUCUUCACCAGAUGAAAAGGCUCUCGUGGAAGCUGCUGCAAGAUUUGGCAUUGUAUUUAUUGGCAAUUCUGGAGAAACUAUGGAAGUUAAAACACUUGGAAAACUGGAACGGUACAAACUGCUUCAUAUUCUGGAAUUUAAUUCAGAUCGUAGAAGAAUGAGUGUAAUUGUUCAGGCACCUUCAGGUGAGAAACUUUUAUUUGUUAAAGGAGCCGAAUCAUCAGUUCUCCCGGAAUGUAUAGGUGGAGAAAUAGAAAAAACAAGAAUUCAUGUAGAUGAAUUUGCUUUGAAAGGGCUAAGAACUCUGUGUAUGGCCUAUAGAGAGUUUACACCUAAGGAGUAUGAGGAAAUAGAUAGACAUUUAUUUGAAGCCAGGACUGCCUUGCAGCAACGGGAAGAGAAAUUGGCAGAUGUCUUCCAGUUCAUAGAGAAAGACCUGAUAUUACUGGGAGCUACAGCAGUAGAAGACAAACUACAAGAUAAAGUUCGAGAAACUAUUGAAGCAUUGAGAAUGGCUGGUAUCAAAGUAUGGGUACUUACUGGAGAUAAACAUGAAACAGCUGUUAGUGUGAGUUUGUCAUGUGGACAUUUUCACAGAACCAUGAACAUCCUUGAACUUAUAAACCAGACGUCAGACAGUGAAUGUGCUGAAAAGUUGAGGCAGCUUGCCAGAAGAAUUACAGAGGACCAUGUGAUUCAGCAUGGUCUGGUGGUGGAUGGGACCAGUCUGUCUCUUGCACUCAGGGAACAUGAAAAACUAUUUAUGGAAGUUUGUAAAAAUUGUUCAGCUGUAAUGUGCUGUCGUAUGGCACCACUGCAGAAAGCAAAGGUAAUAAGACUGAUAAAAAUCUCACCUGAGAAGCCUAUAACAUUGGCUGUUGGCGAUGGUGCUAAUGAUGUAAGCAUGAUACAAGAAGCACAUGUUGGCAUAGGAAUCAUGGGUAAAGAAGGAAGACAAGCUGCAAGGAACAGUGACUAUGCAAUAGCUAGAUUUAAAUUUCUCUCCAAAUUGCUUUUUGUUCAUGGUCAUUUUUAUUAUAUUAGAAUAGCUACCCUUGUACAGUAUUUUUUUUAUAAGAAUGUGUGCUUUAUCACACCCCAGUUUUUAUAUCAGUUCUACUGUUUGUUUUCUCAACAGACAUUGUAUGACAGCGUGUACCUGACUUUAUACAAUAUUUGUUUUACAUCCCUGCCUAUUCUGAUAUAUAGUCUGUUGGAACAGCAUAUAGACCCUCAUGUGUUACAGAACAAGCCCGCUCUCUAUCGAGACAUUAGUAAAAACCGUCAACUAAGCAUGAAAACAUUUCUUUAUUGGACCAUCUUGGGUUUCAGUCAUGCCUUUAUUUUCUUUUUUGGAUCCUAUUUUCUGAUAGGGAAAGAUACAUCUCUGCUUGGAAAUGGCCAGAUGUUUGGAAAUUGGACAUUUGGUACCUUGGUCUUCACAGUCAUGGUUAUUACAGUCACAGCAAAGAUGGCUUUGGAAACUCAUUUUUGGACCUGGAUCAAUCAUCUUGUUACCUGGGGAUCUAUUUUAUUCUAUUUUGUAUUUUCUUUGUUUUAUGGAGGGAUUCUCUGGCCAUUUUUGAGCUCCCAGAAUAUGUACUUUGUAUUUAUUCAGCUCUUGUCAAGUGGUUCUGCUUGGUUUGCAAUAAUUCUCAUGGUUGUUACAUGCCUAUUUCUUGAUAUUGUGAAGAAAGUAUUUGACCGACAGUUUCAUCCUACAAAUAUUGAAAAGGCACAGAUGUACUCCAACACAGUCGCUUUCAGUGACGAGUUCAUCGCACUGCAGCCAUUGUCGAGGGCAAGGAAUCAGCUGAGCAAACUUAGCUUACUGAAACAAAUUCAAGUAUCAAGUGCUUGGACUCCAUGUGCUGUUUCUCAGAAGGAGAAACAGCGUGCGCAUCUGUUGGAAGAAUGCUGGAACGAGUAAUAGGAAGAUGUAGUCCGUCCCAUGUCAGCAGAUCAUGGAGUGCAUCGGAUCCUUUCUAUACCAACGACAGGAGCAUCUUGACUCUCUCCACAAUGGACUCGUCUACUUGUUAAAGGGGCAGUAGUACUUUGUGGGAGCCAUUUCAACUCCUUUCCUAAAAUUCAGUGUGAUCAUCCUGGUGAUGGCCACACUACCUCUGCGGAAUUACUUUCUGAAAUCUCUGGAGUAGUUCAUGCCCACUCAGAGUUAUAAUGGCAAACAAACGAAAAGCAUUACCAUGCACCCCUGUCAGCUGCCCUCUUAAUUUAAAUCUGAACAUGUUAAAAUUUAUGAAUAAAGAGACAUUUUUCAUCUCUUUAUCUGGGUUGUCCCCGUGUGCUUAUGGGACUCCCAAUGGCAUUUCAGCCUUUUGCUAAGGCCACUAAAUAUUUUAACAUCAAGGUAGAAAAGGGAGCUAAUUCCUAGUUAACUGUGUUUUUUAGUAUGGCUUGGUUAUUGAGUCUUCUGUUUAAAUCUGCCUCUAUAAAUUAUGCUGAAAAGUUUGCCUUGAAAACUCUAUUUUUUUAUUAGAGUUAUAUUUGAAACUUUUCAUGGGAAAAGUUAAUGUGAAUAGUAAGGAAUUUGGUCCCUCAGUGACCCAUGUUUGUUCAUUCAUUAGUGCUUUCUAAGUUCACAGAGCAAAUUAGGAGAAUGCAUUUCCAACCAUUAUUUGCUGCAGUAUGGGUAGUAAAUAUAUACCAGUACCAAAACUUCUCUAAAUGUACUGUAACACAACCAGUUAAGUUAACCAUAUACAUGCAAAGGGUAUAUCAUAUCUUACCUAUAAAGCAGGAAUCAAGUCCAUUCACCAAAUUUCAAAUUGAUGUUUACUAUUUUUGUGACAAUGUAAAGAACCUAUAGUGGGUAAAUUAGACACCAUUAGCAUAUUAUUAUUUAAUGUGUUUAUCAUUGGAUCUUUCGCAUGCUUUAAUCUGGUUAAUAUAUUUAAAUUUGCUUUUUUUGUCUAUCUGAAGGCUCUGUGUAUAGUAUUUUACGACACUGUUGUAAAUUCAACUAUAAUCAAUAAAAAACCAGUUUGAAAACUA
Messenger RNA from Globicephala melas (long-finned pilot whale), 4877 nucleotides. It is a transcript of the gene ATP11B, whose product is annotated as ATPase phospholipid transporting 11B (putative). NCBI's taxonomy places the organism in Eukaryota, Metazoa, Chordata, Mammalia, Artiodactyla, Delphinidae. Gene Ontology annotation, biological process: phospholipid translocation. Gene Ontology annotation, molecular function: ATP binding; magnesium ion binding; ATPase-coupled intramembrane lipid carrier activity. Gene Ontology annotation, cellular component: endoplasmic reticulum; plasma membrane; recycling endosome. The record is from RefSeq and is a predicted model, not a curated record.